AUGGAGAAGAUCUUCUUAGGUGUUAUUUCUGGUGCCACCGAAUCAGAAGAAAUCGUUCUUUGUGUGCGGGCCAUACUUGAUUUUAUCGAGUAUUCCCAGUUCAGUCUGCACACGGAUGAGUCUCUGGAGAAAAUGGAUGAAGCUUUACGUCUGGAGAAAAUGGAUGAAGCUUUACGCAGCUUUCAUUCCCAUAAGGAUGCUGCAUUUGUGGACACGGGCAUUCGACAAGCUUUCAACAUUCCAAAAAUCCUUCUGUAUCACUACUUCACUCGUCAGUGCAAUCAAGACCUGGCAUAUAGUCGCCGGUUUUUGGAACUCCAUGGAACUCCUGCACACUGUGCUACUUGGGGGAUUCCUUUGGACAUCUGGCAUCAGUACGACGCUGCCCUUCAUGAGCAUACCUCCUCUACUUCGACUUUCUUAGAGUUGAACAUGCUUGAUGAGCAGGAUGAGGUCGACGCUGUUCAAUUGGCGACCAUUGCCGAGGCGCAUUCUGGUUUGGCUCAUCAACUUGUUUCCCCUCCAGCUCCUCAGAUGCCUAUAAAGGGGGGAGAAUCAGAUAUUUUUACCUCCAACAUGCCUCCCACUCCUUGUUCUAUGCUGGUCCCUCGCAUCCUCACCGCUCACCCUGACAAGACCAUGCCUACAGGUCAAUAA
This is a messenger RNA of Lentinula edodes (shiitake mushroom), 657 nucleotides long. RefSeq lists its product as uncharacterized. The record is from RefSeq and is a predicted model, not a curated record. Bases 1 to 657 code for a protein of 218 amino acids. The transcript has 2 exons. Lineage: Eukaryota; Fungi; Basidiomycota; Agaricomycetes; Agaricales; Omphalotaceae.